Contarinia nasturtii (swede midge) is the source of this 1081-nucleotide messenger RNA. It is a transcript of the gene TwdlT, whose product is annotated as pupal cuticle protein 36a. Lineage: Eukaryota; Metazoa; Arthropoda; Insecta; Diptera; Cecidomyiidae. The record is from RefSeq and is a predicted model, not a curated record. The transcript has 4 exons. The coding region runs from base 161 to 925 and encodes 254 amino acids.
GGUUUGAUCAGUCAACAUUUAGUAUCUACACAAUAACGUUUGUGAGCACGGGUCGUUUUAUUGUUGGAUAUCGAAAUUUUUAUUCAAUCAACUCGCCAAGAGAGAGAGACAAUAAUCAUUUUAAAACAAUACGAAAAAAAAGAACUCGAAAUUAAACAAGAUGCGAGCAUUUAUUGUAUUAUCGUGUUUGGCUUUUGCCGCGGCUCGACCUGAAGCUGGUUACUCAUACCAGCGUCCUGGUGGAUCCGGUGGAUCCGGUGGCAUUGGCUCUGGCUUGUCGGGUAUUAGUGGAUCUAGUUUUGGUAUUGGACAUGGAGGCAGCUCAUUCGGUGGUAGUUUCAGUAGUGGCGGUUCAUCAAGCUUAAGUGGUUUUGGCGUUGGAGGUGGUGGUGGCGGAUUCGGUGGCGGAUUUGGUGGCUACCCAUCGGGUGGCGGCGGAGCUGCUGUUGUACAAAAGCACAUCUAUGUACAUGUUCCACCACCAGAGCCAGAAGAAGUUAUUCCACAACGUCAAAUUCCAGUUGCUCAAGCCCAGAAACACUACAAAAUCAUCUUCAUCAAAGCUCCAUCACCACCAUCGUACCAAGCACCAAUCAUUCCAGUUCAACCACAAAAUGAAGAAAAAACCUUGGUCUACGUUCUUGUCAAGAAACCAGAAGAACAACAAGAUAUUGUCAUUCCAACUGCUGCCCCAACUCAACCCAGCAAACCAGAGGUUUACUUCAUCAAAUACAAGACACAAAAGGAAUCGGGCGGCGGUGGUUAUCCAGCAGCUGGUAUUGGCGGUGGUUCUGGUUCUGGUUUGGAUUUGAGCGCACCGGGCCCAAUUGGUGGUGGCGGUGGAUCAGGCAUUGAUUUUGGUAGCAGCGGACAAGGAUCGCCAUCAACUCAAUACGGACCUCCCGGAAAAUCUGGACCAUACUAAAUUAUCCACCUAGUCUCUCUCUCUUUUGUAAAUACUUCUCUCACUAGUUGUUUAAGAUUUAAGUUUUUAUACGAAAACAAAACGAAACAAAUUGAAAUCAAAUGUUUGUUAAGAUGAAUUUAUUGCAAUUAAAAAAAAAUACGGUGACAAAAUUAA